AUAUUAACACUUCCGAUCGAGCUGAUCGAUCAAUCAAUGAUCAUGGAGAGGAAGAAGACGGACUGUCCGGCGCUUCCACCCGGCUGGAAGAAGGAAGAAGUGAUCCGGAAGUCCGGGCUGAGCGCUGGGAAGAGUGAUGUGUAUUAUUACAGUCCCACAGGAAAGAAGUUCCGCAGUAAACCUCAGUUAUCCCGCUACCUCGGGAACUCGGUGGAUCUGGGAUGUUUCGACUUCCGCACGGGCAAAAUAAUGCCCAGCAAGAUGCAGAAGAACAAGCAGAGACUGCGCAGCGACAACCUCAGCCUGAGCAAGGUACUGAACGCCACACAUCUCACGGGGGCCCUAAGCAGCCGCUGGAGUAUUAGGGUCACGGCUCUGAUAGCUGAGGGUGGAUUUGUUCUUCAGGAGUGUUUGGAUGUAAAUGAAGCCGUUGCAGCCGCUGGCUCUUUCCUCCGUCUCAUAUAUUCCAGUAGCGAGGGAGGAUUUAGCUCUACAGGCCCCGCGGCGCUCAUGGACGAGCUUUAUUUAAUAACUCCUGCUGUGUUUAUGAGCGGUUGUUGCGGUUCAUGUGUCCCGCGGGCCGCCGCUGAUCUGUUCUGGGAGAAGCGUCUGAAGGGCCUGCGCUCGUCGGACGUGUCGGAGGAAGCGCUCAGGACGAUGGAUCUGCCCAGAGGUUUACAGAGUAUGGGGCCGGACUUGACGGACGAGACGCUUCUGUCGGCCAUCGCUAGCGCUCUGCACAUGAGCUCGGCGCCCAUCACGGGUCAGACAUCCUCGGCGGCCGAGAAGAACCCGAGCAUAUGGCUGAACACAUCGCAGCCGCUCUGCAAAGCCUUCACCGUCACAGACGACGACAUACGGGAGCAGGAGCUGAAGGUGCAUCAGGCCCGGCGCAGUCUGGAAGACGCUCUGAUGGCCGACGGUUUGGCGCGAGCCGCCGAAUCCAGCCGAGACAUGGAGGACAGUGCGGCGUGAAGAGAAACAGGUUCGUCAGUGCACUGGAGUCCAGCUCCGCCCGCCGUGGACGCCCGGAUGUGAUGUCAUCAGUCUGCGUCAGCGGCACACGUUCAAUAACCCAUUACCAAUAGCUUCAACCAAGGCCCUUUUCAACUAGAGCAUAUAUUUUUAUGUACAUAUCUAUAUAUAAUUGAAAACAAUGCUUAUUUUGUGUCAGACAGAAGACAGAGAACUCGGCUUCUAUACGGCAAACGCAGAGCAAUACUUCCUCGCCUCAAAUCAGGUCACCGUCGCUGGGUUUGUAUCGCGAACUCUUUUUACUUUCGUUUGGUGUCGCUGCUCUCUUCAGGGUUUGUGACAAAUGAUUAAUGCAUCUGCAAACGUAUGAAUGGAAAACUGCUUAUUUAAGAAAAAAAUUUAUACCUUGAGAUAAAAAUGUGUACAUUUCUUGCAUAAUUCUAGAGUAAAUAAAAGAUUAUAUUCACAAAAAUGU
Molecule: messenger RNA, 1450 nt
Organism: Sinocyclocheilus rhinocerous
Lineage: Eukaryota; Metazoa; Chordata; Actinopteri; Cypriniformes; Cyprinidae
Product: methyl-CpG-binding domain protein 2-like
Exons: 7
Coding region: 37-975 (312 amino acids)
Biological process (GO): DNA methylation-dependent constitutive heterochromatin formation; negative regulation of transcription by RNA polymerase II
Cellular component (GO): nucleus
Molecular function (GO): methyl-CpG binding
Source: RefSeq, a predicted model, not a curated record